This is a messenger RNA of Daldinia childiae, 561 nucleotides long. RefSeq lists its product as uncharacterized. The transcript has 2 exons. The record is from RefSeq and is a predicted model, not a curated record. NCBI's taxonomy places the organism in Eukaryota, Fungi, Ascomycota, Sordariomycetes, Xylariales, Hypoxylaceae. The coding region runs from base 1 to 561 and encodes 186 amino acids.
AUGUAUAAGCAAGCCAUCUUAACCUCCGCCCUCUCUCUUCUCUCUUCCGCUCUUGCUCUCCCCCUUGAGCCCCGAGACACUCCCGAAUUCAUAAUUACCAGCCUUGGCGCUACCUUUCCGUAUCCGGGAGUCUACGGGGUUGACUCCGUUAACUCCUUUGUAAAUGUCGCCGUAACUUUCCCGGACGCCUCGUCAACCACCGGCGCCACCCUCAACACCACCUGCAGAGUUGAUUGGCCUGCUGGCACUAACCCAGGUCCGACAGAAUGGACUGCGUGCGCCAAUCCGGCGUUGCAAUUCCGUCUGCCAGUCGAUGGAUGGACCGGCAAUACAAACUUCCGCGUCGAAUUAUUUGAGGAACUCACCUCUGAUGGCGCCGGUUUAUAUGCCACACACAUCAUCACAUCCAACCCUGGGAACUCAAGCGAUCCAAAUGCGUACAUGUUCUGUCUCCAGAUGGGCAAAUUCAACCCCUUAACUUGCACCUUAACUGGACCGUGGGGCCAGUCGGCAAGGACUUUAGUCAUGCCUGCCACCAAUGAGAACAUAAGACCGAACUAG